GAGCGCGCACUCGAACUGACAUUCGGGCGAUAGACUUGGCCUAGUGCGGUCGCAAAAUUCUGCCCUCUCUGGUGUUCGACUGAAGUGGACCCCUGAGCCGUCGAGAGCUUCGGUCAUCUGCGAGUCUUCAUCCCAAGCGUCCGGCUUUGAGGGUCCAGUCGUCGAACAAUUCACCAUGUAUCCUCCUCCCCGGCCGAUGCAGAUGUCGAUGAACAUGAUGAACGGACAAGCGAAUAACCAGCGCCAACCGGAAUCUAUCAACUUGCAGGUGAAGCCUCGCGGUAUCACGUUGACUCCCGGAAGCAAUCCCGUGGCGUUGAAGACACCAUCGGCGACGAUUGUAGUGACAAGCAGCCAAGAGCAGAUGAAACGUGCAAGCGUCGGCUGUAUGCAAGGAGUUCAGAACCUUGGAGGCACUAACAUCCACGUCACAUCCGGUUUCGAAGGAAUGCAAGGCGUAAUGCAAGGCAUGCAAGGGAUGCAGGGUGGAGGCGGUGGCGGUGGCUUCCGCGGCAUGCAAGGCAUGAUGCCUGGAAUGGGCAUGCAAGGAAUGCAAGGGCCCGGAAUGCAAGGUAUGCAGGGCAUGCAAGGCGGAGGACAUGGAAUGCAAGGAAUGAUGGGUAUGCAAGGAGCAGGAGGAAUGCAGGGCAUGCAAGGCCCAGGAAUGCAGGGCAUGCAAGGCCCAGGAAUGCAGGGCAUGCAAGGAAUGGUUCCAGGGUGCGGCAUGCAGGGACUGCAGGGACCAGGUAUGCAAGGAAUGCAAGGAAUGAUUCCUGGAAUGGGCAUGCAAGGAAUGCAGUAUCCUGGUGGACAAGGUAUGCAGGGAAUGCAAGGUGGUGGCGGCAUGAUGCAGGGGAUACAAUGUCCCGGUAUGCAAGGUGGGCAGGGCAUGGCUCCAGGGAGCUCUGGAGGUCAACAAACCAUCGCCUAUCGGACGCCUUCAGGUACACUCAUCUUGUCGCAGAGCUUGGAACGGCUUAAUGUCGCUAAAAAAGCAAAGUCGAAGCCCUCUCAAGAGUCGAGCAAGAUCGUUAUCAAGCAAUACCCCGGCCCCGAACCUGUCAAACAGAAAAGCCUUCGCGGCGUCGAUACACUCAACCUGCAGCUCGGACCGCAAGGCAUCACAGUUAGCUCCGCGACUAGGAAGGGCAGCCCCGUGCCUAAGAGAAAAUCGUCAACCACGCUCAUUGUGAGCACUAGUCAGGAACGCAUCAGCAGCCCGAGGUCAUCGCAACAGUCUGGUUUUACAACAAUCGCGAACCUGCUUGCCUCCAGACGGAAGUCUGAAGGAAAGCAAAAGGCGUACCAGCCGGGACAGCAGGUGACACUUGGUAUCCGAGGGCCCUCCACGACGCUCAUGCUAUCCACUAGCAGUGACAGCUUGACAGGCGGUCGCAGAAGCCCACCCAGGAGCCCGAGGGGCAGAAGCCCACCCAGGAGCCCGAGGGGCAGGAGCCCUCCUAGGAGUCCGAGGAGUAGAAGCCCUACCAAUAGUAUGUCCCUAAGGACCUCUUCCCGCGGCUCCUUGAUGACCGCGCAGCUCAUGUCGAGACCCCAGCCGCCGCCACCGCCACCACAGCAGCCACAGAUGCAGCAAGUGGUACUGACAGGAAUGCCGGACUACCAGGCGACAGUGGUUCUCAUUCUUACGCCCGAUGACGAAAAUCAGCAGAAAUAAAAACUUGCGGCAAAACUAA
Messenger RNA from Ornithodoros turicata, 1697 nucleotides. RefSeq names its product collagen alpha-3(V) chain-like. The transcript has 2 exons. The record is from RefSeq and is a predicted model, not a curated record. NCBI's taxonomy places the organism in Eukaryota, Metazoa, Arthropoda, Arachnida, Ixodida, Argasidae. The coding region runs from base 176 to 1678 and encodes 500 amino acids.